Messenger RNA from Musa acuminata AAA Group (dessert banana), 2154 nucleotides. RefSeq names its product polyamine oxidase 3. The record is from RefSeq and is a predicted model, not a curated record. The coding region runs from base 407 to 1888 and encodes 493 amino acids. Gene Ontology annotation, molecular function: polyamine oxidase activity. Gene Ontology annotation, cellular component: peroxisome. The transcript has 10 exons. Gene Ontology annotation, biological process: polyamine catabolic process. Lineage: Eukaryota; Viridiplantae; Streptophyta; Magnoliopsida; Zingiberales; Musaceae.
GAGACAGGUAAGAGGGAGAAGGCUUCCAGCGUUACGUAUUCCUUCCGAUCUCUCUUUCCAUUUCCUCCCCCCCAAAAAAUUACCCUUUUCGAUCUUCCCAAAAACCCCAACCGCGACCCCCCGAUUGCGCAUGGGAUCGCUCGGAUCUCUCGGCUGAUCCGUCUUGCUGUGGCGAUUGGUGGUUCUUUUUUUUUAUAUUUCGGAGGGGAAUCUCCUCUGAUUCUGAGGCGAACAUCGGUUCCCUUGCGAUUACGCAUGAACUGGUUCGUGAACCUGGGGUUAAAUUCGAAUUCCAAUCACUUCGUCACCUGCCUCCUCAUCUUUAUCCUCCAUUACUCCCCUCAAUUGCCCCCCUCGAUUCUGAAUUCGAGAAGUCGUUGGAGCUGCGAUCCUCAGUUUUGGAGCCAUGGAGAAUCGCUGUGAUGUCAACGGCGUCAAUAAAGCCUCUUGCUAUUUAAAUUCUGAGAGAAAGCAAUCUCGUUCUCCUUCUGCCAUUGUCAUCGGUGGUGGAUUUGCAGGGAUUGCAGCUGCUCAUGCUCUGAAAAAUGCAUCUUUCCAGGUUGUGCUUUUAGAAUCACGAGAUCGGAUUGGUGGCCGAGUUUACACUGACCACUCAUUUGGUUUUCCUGUAGACAUGGGGGCAGCUUGGUUGCAUGGCGUCUGCAAAGAAAAUCCAUUGGCAACUUGGAUAGGAAGACUUGGUUUACCAAUUUAUCAAACUUCUGGUGAUAAUUCUGUUUUGUUUGAUCAUGACCUGGAGAGCUACGCACUUUUUGAUGCUGAUGGACGACAAGUCCCUCAAGAACUAGUCCAAAAAGUUGGUGAGGUGUUUGAAAGUAUUUUAAAAGAGGCCAACAAAGUUAGGCAUGAAACCACCGAAGACAUGUCUGUAGCACAGGCUAUUGCACUUGUUCUGGAGAGAGAUCCAGAUCUAAGGCAAGAAGGACUUGCAAACAAUGUGCUGCAGUGGUACCUGUGCCGAAUGGAAGGUUGGUUUGCUACAGAUGCUGACAACAUCUCAUUAAAGAACUGGGAUCAGGAAGUUCUGCUUCCUGGUGGCCAUGGUCUUAUGGUUCGUGGUUACCGUCCUAUCAUUAAUACACUAGCGAAAGGCCUUGAUAUUCGUCUCUCUCAUCGAGUCACAAAAAUAGUGAGGGGUAAAAAGGGAGUAGAAGUCACUGUCAACAAUGAUAAGUCAUUUUUUGCUGAUGCUGCUAUCAUAACUGUACCUCUGGGGGUUCUCAAGGCCAAAUCCAUCAAAUUCGAACCAAGACUUCCUGAAUGGAAAGAAGCAGCUAUAGAUGGCAUUGGUGUUGGGGUAGAGAACAAAAUUGUUUUGCACUUUGACAAGGUUUUCUGGCCAAAUGUGGAGUUUCUUGGAGUAGUCUCAUCCACUUCAUAUGGUUGCAGCUAUUUCCUUAAUCUUCACAAAGCAACCGGCCAUCCUGUUCUUGUUUACAUGCCUGCAGGUCGCCUCGCCCAAGAUAUCGAGAAAAUGUCUGAUGAAUCUGCUGCUAAGUUUGCCUUUAGUCAGCUAAAAGUGAUCCUUCCAGAUGUCACUGAACCGAUACAGUAUCUCGUGUCACGAUGGGGGAGAGAUGAAAAUUCACUCGGCUCGUACAGCUACGAUGCGGUUGGGAAACCUCGCGAUCUUUUUGAGAGACUGCGCAUCCCUGUGGACAAUCUCUUCUUUGCUGGGGAAGCCACCAGCAUCAAGUAUACAGGGACCGUGCAUGGUGCCUUUUCCACUGGGUUGAUGGCAGCCGAGGAGUGUCGGAUGCGUGUCCUAGAAAAAUAUGGUGACCUGGAAAACCUGGAGAUGUUUCACCCAUCUAUGGAUGAAGAAGCUGCAUCGAUCUCAGUCCCAUUACUGAUAUCCCGUAUGUAAUUCCAUGAAUACGACUCCUAGUGAUAACACAGGUAGUUCCCUAACCGUUUCCAUUGAUUGCCUGAAAAAUGACAUUGGAAAAAUUGUUGUUUUCCCAUGUAUUUUUCAAGCAUGUGGCAUGUGUUAUGUGCUACAAUGUGGUAUUAGUGGUUUUUGAACAAUGUUCCGAUGGUGAGGGUUCAUAUAGGAACGGAACCCAUGGUAGUUUGCCUUGCUGGAAAACCUGGCAGUGUGGAUGCUAUAAUAAAAAGAAGCAAUAUUUAGUA